Molecule: messenger RNA, 4577 nt
Organism: Columba livia (rock pigeon)
Lineage: Eukaryota; Metazoa; Chordata; Aves; Columbiformes; Columbidae
Gene: SOX13
Product: SRY-box transcription factor 13
Exons: 14
Coding region: 1342-3177 (611 amino acids)
Biological process (GO): regulation of transcription by RNA polymerase II; cell fate commitment
Cellular component (GO): nucleus
Molecular function (GO): RNA polymerase II cis-regulatory region sequence-specific DNA binding; DNA-binding transcription factor activity, RNA polymerase II-specific
Source: RefSeq, a predicted model, not a curated record
GAGCUGCCUUUGCAUCCUGCCCUGCUGUGGGUUCAGUACUUGCUGCACGGCCCUGGGAUCGCUGUGUCCUUGCCAGGCCCCGGUUUCUCCAUCUGUGAAACGGGAACGUUUAUCACUGAGCCGCUUUACACACUGAGGUCUGCGGGCAGAGUGUUUGGGCUUCUAAACGCUGCUGUGCUUCGUGUUUAAUCCUCGGGAUUAAGAUGCUGGGUGGGAAACUCUCCCGGAUAACUUCCUGCCCAGCUCUGCCCGCGGAGCCCUCGGCCGGGCUGGGCACUCGGGACCCCGGCUCCGCCCCUCCCUGGGUGACGGACACAGGGCAGGGGGGGUGUGCUGGGUGGGUUUGGGCUGUGGGAGCCCGAGCCCCUCCAGAAACCCCAUGUUCCCGUUCGUGCGUGGCAUCUGGGGGAGCCGGAGUCCCGGGCAGCAGAGGCCUCGUCUUCUGCUCCUGGGUUGGGUGAAAAAGAUGUUUGGAGAAAAAGCAAUUCCCAUGGAAAAAAAGGACAGUGUGGGGGAGGAAACGGCUUCGACUCAAUGGGGAUUUUCGUUGGUAAAAUGUAAACAGUUCUCCUGCAAUGUUGACAUAACAUUUUAAAGAUUUCAUUAUACAAAAAAGACUGUUUGUCAACAUUUGUUUGUCCAAGCCAACCUCCUGGCUCUGCAGCUGGAGAACUGCUCUGAAUGAAGCGGUUUUGUGCUUUUGGGAAGCUGGGUGACAGCAUUCCCGGCAGAGUCCUUGGUGGGAUCGGGGGUCUGUCACUUGGUGUGCCGUGGUUUUGGGGUUCCCUCGGCGCUGUGGGCUGUGCUCUCUACCAGCCAGGCAUCGAUCCCCCUUUUGGGAUGGGGUAGGACUGGUCCCUGCACGGAUGGGGGUCCCGGGGUGCCUCCCAGGGCUCCUCCGAGUCGUACCUCGGUCUUUGGGGGUGUCUUGUCCCCUCCACAGGACAGCAGGGGAGCGGGUGGGAGCAGCCCGGGGGCUCCCGGCGGUGUCACGCGUGGGUGCCCGGCGAGGCAGGGGGUACCGAGGGGAGGGGACGGGGCAGAGGGGCCGCCCCGGAGCAGGCUGCUGGCUGGCUGGACCCGUGUCCCUCCUCCUCCUUCUCCUCCCCUCCUCCUCCUCCUCGCUCCCUCUCUCCGCCCGGCGCCGGGGCAGCUCCCACCGGAGGCGCUGGGGACAUGGAGCGGACCUGAGCCCGGCGCGGCGGCGGAGCCCGCACCGGCAGCGGCAGCGGCACCGGCAGCGGCACCGGCAGUGGCAGCGGCACCGGCAGCGGCACCGGCAGCGGCACCGGCACCGGCAGCGGCGGGACCCGGCGGCAGCGCUGCAGCGCGACGGAGCAGAUGUCCAUGAGGAGCCCCGUUUCUCCCGCGCUGGAGCUGGAUGGAGCGGGCAGCAUGGUGAACUGCACCAUCAAGACGGAGGAGAAGAAGGAGAGCGGCUACGAGUCCACACCGGGGGCUGCCCCCAGCACCGAGCCCCGGCCCAGCGACCCCCCAGGGCCGCCGCCACGGGAGGGCACGGCCCCCCCACCCCUGCCGCAGGAGUCCCACUCACCCGCUGGUGAUGCGCGGGAGCCCCGGCACUCUGCCUUCGAGCCGGCCGGCAGUGGCCAGGAGAAGCUGGACUUCAACAAGAACUUGAAGGAGGUGAUGCCAACCAUCGAGAAGUUACUGUCCAGCGACUGGAAGGAGCGGCUGCUGGGCCGGAACACUGCUGAGUCCAAGGAAGUGAAAGGAACCCAGGAGAGCCUGGCAGAGAAGGAGCUCCAGUUACUGGUCAUGAUCAACCAGCUGUCCACGCUGCGGGACCAGCUGCUGACGGCGCACUCGGAGCAGAAGAACAUGGCCGCGAUGCUCUUCGAGAAGCAGCAGCAGCAGAUGGAGCUGGCGCGGCAGCAGCAGGAGCAGAUUGCCAAGCAGCAGCAGCAGCUCAUCCAGCAGCAGCACAAAAUCAACCUGCUCCAGCAGCAGAUCCAGCAGGUCAACAUGCCCUACGUGAUGAUUCCCGCCUUCACCCCCAGCCACCAGCCUCUCCCAGUCCCUCCUGACUCCCAGUUAGCGCUGCCCAUCCAGCCCAUCCCCUGCAAACCAGUGGAUUACCCGGUACAGCUGCUGCACAGCCCCCCUCCUCCCACGCUGAAGAGACCCACCGGCUCGGGCCACCUCCAGAUGCAGGAGACAUCGCAGCCGCUGAACCUGACGGCCAAACCCAAGAGUUCUGACCUCCCCAGCGCCUCCAGUUCACCCAGUUUGAAGAUGAGCGGCUGCCAGUCCCUCACACCGAGCCACGGGGCCACCAGGGACCUGCAGAGCAGCCCGUCCAACCUGCCACUGGGGUUCCUGGGCGAAGGCGAUGCCAUCACCAAAGCCAUCCAGGACGCACGGCAGCUGCUGCACGGCCACAGCGGAGCCCUGGAGGGAUCACUGAGCAACUCCUACCGCAAGGACCACGUCGGGAUUGAUUCUUCCCCCGGGAAGGAGCGGAUGGAGGAGACCCCUGUGCACCGGCUGGACGAGGCUCUGCUGACCUGCGAGAUGGACGGCUCCCGGCACUUCCCCGAGUCUAGGAACAACAACCACAUCAAGCGGCCCAUGAACGCCUUCAUGGUGUGGGCGAAGGACGAGAGGAGGAAGAUUCUGCAGGCCUUCCCGGACAUGCACAACUCCAGCAUCAGCAAGAUCCUGGGCUCCCGCUGGAAGUCCAUGACCAACCAGGAGAAGCAGCCCUACUACGAGGAGCAAGCCCGGCUGAGCCGGCAGCACCUGGAGAAAUACCCCGACUACAAGUACAAGCCCCGACCCAAACGCACCUGCAUCGUGGAGGGGAAGCGGCUGCGUGUGGGCGAGUACAAGGCGCUGAUGAGGAACCGGCGGCAGGACGCCAGGCAGGGCUACUUGAUAGGGCCCCAGGGCAGCCAGCUGCCCCCCGGCUCCUCGGACGUGCUGUACCCGCGGGCGGUGGGGAUGCCGCUGGCGUCGCCGCUGGUGGAGCACUACCUGCCCCGCGGCGCCGAGCCCGCCAUGCCUGUCAUCGUCAACACCCGCAGCCUCAAGGAGGGCGACGGUGGCGACGACGGGCACUUGGUGGCCGAUGGCGAGAUGUACCGCUACAGCGAGGAGGAGGACUCGGAGGGCGAGGACAAGAGCGAUGGCGAGCUGGUGGUGCUGACGGACUGAGGGGGGCUGGCGUGGCGGCUGCCACCAAAAAGGUGGUGACAGCAUCCCCAGAUGGGACGGGACUCGGCCAACCAGCUGUGCUGGGAGCAGAGGGGAGCUGCUGCCUGCCUGCAGAUGGGUGCCACUUUCAUGGUAUUUUGGGGAGGGUGAUGGGCACUGCAUGGGGCCAUGGCUGGGACAUGCCAACCCCAUUGAGCAAGAUGGUGGGGGCACAGCGAGCUGAGGCCACCUGGCCCAGGGAUAGGGUGCCACAGAUGCUGAGCUGUCACCCACAUGCAGCCCUGGAAGGGACCUGAGGGUGUCAGGGUGUGGGAAAACCUCCCAAGCUUCUCCCAGCCCUCCCGCACCCAUGAGGCUCUGCAGAGUGGCUGCCACCUCCACUGCUGGGGACACGGGAUGGGGACACGCUUGUCCCUUGCUCAGCCUGGUCUGACCUCCCUGCCGUGUUUCCCACUCGGUCUUUAGAGCCUGCUAGCAAAUUUCCACCAAGCCGUUUUUAGCUUCUCCUGGCCCAGUAAAAGCUCCAAGGAGCCCUUUGUGCUCCUGACUGCUCUGGCCCACUUUGUAAAUAAAAGGGGUGCCUGUACCCCGGUCCUCACCAGCCCCUGCCCCGGGCACAAGCCCUGGCCAUGGUGGGCAUGUGUCCCACCCCUUCUGGGCACCUCUCCCCACCAUGCCCGGCUCUGCGGGCUGCUAUGGUGACCUGCACCCCGAAAAUGACAGCCAUAAAACAAACGAACAAAAAUCGAAAAAAAUUACCCGGUUCUGAUUGGAGCUCAGCCUGGAGGUGUUUGGGGUGCAGCACGGCUGUGUGUCCAGCUGUCCAUGCAGUGUCCGGCUGUCCAUGCACGGUGUCUGUGCACCUCCCUGUGGCAACAGCCAGAAACAGGCACGGUGGCUGUGGCUGCAGCCGCAGCCUCUGGUCCGGCACCGUGGGGCCACUGCCAGGGUGGAGGAGCAGCUGGGGGUGUCCAGCCCCAGGGUGGGGGUGCUGCAGCACCAGGACCCGGGUGUUGCUCCCCUGCACCCCCAGGGCUGCUCGCGGGACGGCGUUUAUCCAAGGGAGCAUCCUGCCUCCUCUCCUCUCUUUCCCUUCGUCAGUGCUUUAUUUAUUCCCCCCCGUGCUGCUCUGGCUGGGGUCCCUGAGGAAGGGGUGCCAGCUCCCAGGGUGGGGGGCUGCGCUGCAGAGGGGGCUGGAUGCAGAUAUGCCCGACAAAGAUGCAGCUCUUCCUCUCCCUUUUUUUUUUUAAUUUCUCUUUUUUUUUAAAAAGACUGUAAAUAUAGAUAGAGCUUUAUUUUGUUAAUAAGAUGAUGAGUAACUUAACCUGUAUAUUUCACAUACUUGUUUACAAUUGCCCCCUCCAUCCCUUGGCACAAUAAAGAUGACUUUUUGGAGCAGA